Messenger RNA from Schistocerca serialis cubense, 432 nucleotides. Its product is annotated as ankyrin repeat domain-containing protein 65-like. Gene Ontology annotation, molecular function: protein binding. The coding region runs from base 1 to 432 and encodes 143 amino acids. Lineage: Eukaryota; Metazoa; Arthropoda; Insecta; Orthoptera; Acrididae. The record is from RefSeq and is a predicted model, not a curated record. The transcript has a single exon.
AUGUACGAAUUUGAUGUUUUGUGCAGGAGCCUUUCUGGAGAGGAGAGAGGCAGCAGGCUGAUCGAAGCAGCUAUGAAGGGGGCAGUGGAGGAGGUCUGGACAUUGCUCGCGGCUGGGGUGGAUGUUGAUGCAAGGAAUGGGGAGAGGCAGACCGCCCUGCGCUGGACUGCUUGGGAGAGGCACGUUGAGGUGGUGAGGUGCCUGGUGGAGUACGGAGCAGAUGUGGAUGCCAGGGACAUCAGGCAGAACACCCCUCUGCACAAUGCUGCAUGGAGGCAGGAGCCAAGUGGGGGGUCUAGGGAUGGGAAUGGGGACAUGCCCCAGACGUCGCCAGGAUUUCUAACCACAAGUCGGUCAGUCUUACUGACACCAAGCUCAAAGUCCUAUCAACAUAUCUGGAGUGAAACAAAGCUUUGCUGCAUUAUUUUUUAA